Molecule: messenger RNA, 1177 nt
Organism: Chaetomium fimeti
Lineage: Eukaryota; Fungi; Ascomycota; Sordariomycetes; Sordariales; Chaetomiaceae
Exons: 3
Coding region: 122-979 (285 amino acids)
Molecular function (GO): oxidoreductase activity
Source: RefSeq, a predicted model, not a curated record
CUGUUUACUCAUACGCUAUCUCCCUACCCCGCCGUCGUCCUUCAUUACCACCCUCACCGUCUCGGAAACAUCCAACAAUUAUAACCCUUUUUAUACGUUGUGAAACGGAUUCGUUGUUGGAAUGGCUUCCUCGGGUCGUGGCCGUCUGGCUGGCAAGAAUGCCGUGAUCACGGGAGCUGCAGGCGGUAUCGGCCUUGAGACCAGCAUCCUGUUUGCGAAAGAAGGUGCCAAUGUGCUCAUGACGGAUAUCUCACAGGAGGCGUUGGACAAGGCUCUGGCCAAGGUCAAGCAGCUCGUGCCCAACGCCGGCCGUCUCGAGACUAAGCGCUGCGACGUCUCCAGAGAAGCCGACAUUCAGGCGAGCGUGGAGCACCUCGACGCCUGGGGCGGGCUCGACGUCAUUUUCAACAACGCGGGCAUCAUGCACGCGCGCGACGACGACGCCCUCAACACGCCCGAGGAGAUCUGGGACUUGACACACAACAUCAACGUCAAGGGCGUCUGGUUCGGCUGCAAGCACGCCGUGCUAGCCUUGCGUCGCCACAAGAAGACGCGCGGUAGCAUCAUCAACACGGCUUCCGUCGUCGCCCUCGUCGGUUCCGCCACCCCGCAGCUCGCCUACACCGCCAGCAAGGGCGCCGUGCUGGCCCUCACGCGUGAGCUUGCCAUCGUCCACGCCCGCGAAGGGUUCCGUUUCAACAGCCUGUGCCCGGCCCCCCUCAACACUCCCUUGUUGCAGGACUGGCUGGGCGAUGAUGCCGCCAAGCGCCACCGCCGCGAGGUGCACUUCCCGACGGGACGGUUCGGUGAGGCUAUCGAGCAGGCGCAGGCAGUGCUGUUUUUGGCGACCGAUGAGAGCAGCUUCGUCAACGGGUCCGACUUUGUCGUCGACGGUGGCAUGAGCAAGGCAUAUGUCACGCCCGAAGGCCCGGCUGCGGCGCCGCCGGUUAACAAUGCCCUCAAGGAUAGCCUCGAGUGAGAGAGUGUAAGGAGAGACGGGGAUUGCCAUUGCCAUAGAAGGGGUUGGUGCUAAUCAUGAAGGGAUCAUAACUGGGAUAGACCAUAGACGAGUUACCCCUGAUAUUCUCGGUUUGGCAAUACAUCCGACCCCUUACAGGGCGGCAUUCAGAAACAUGGCUUUGAGCGAGGGCCGUACAUCUGACCUUUUGACCUGGCU